CUGCAAACGUCUGCCGAGGGGGGGCAAAAUAGGAAAGGGGGGCCAGCAGGUGUUGUGGAAGUUAACGCUGGGCAGAAAGAGCAGGCGUCCGGCUGAUCCUGCCGCGUUUCUAGCACCCAACAGUAUACGUCUGCUCCUCCUCAUCUUCUUCAUCGUCAUCCUCUCGUGGCCCAGCGUGGCAAGUCAAGCGAAGAUGGGCCGCAGGCUGGACUUGUCCGGCCUGACGGACGACGAGGCUGAACAUGUCCUGAAAGUUGUCCAACGGGACAUGAAGCUGAGAAAGAAGGAAGAGGAUCGGCUGAGCGAGAUGAAGCAGGAGCUGGCGGAGGAAGGCAGCAGAUGCUCCAUCCUCUCCAAGCAGCACCAUUUCAACGAGCACUGCUGCAUCCGCUGCUGCGUGCCCUUCACCUUCCUGCUCAACCCCAAACGCGAGUGCCUGGACUGCCAGUACAACGUGUGCAAGACCUGCUGCACGUACAACAAGAAGGACAAAGCCUGGCUGUGCUCGGCGUGCCAGAAGGGCAGAAUUUUGAGGACACAGUCCCUGGAGUGGUAUUACAGCAAUGUGAAGAGACGCUUCAAGAGGUUCGGCAGCGCCAAGGUUUUGAAGACUUUAUAUCGGAAGCACAUUAUCGAGAGAGGAGCACUAUCUGAUCUCCCAGAGAGCAGCGUCCACGACGGCAGCUUUGGCAAUGACAACGAUGGCAGCAUUUGCGGCAGUGACUCCGUCUUUUACAAACAGAGUGAAGGACACAGUAUGGCUGAGACGCUCACGGUCGCCUUGCGUGUCGCUGAAGAAGCCAUAGAGGAAGCCAUCGCCAAGGCGGAGGAGUUCAGUGACAGUUUGGAGAAGCAGAAUGAGGCUCGGUAUCUGCGGGACCACAAAGAAGAGCUCAUAGAGGAACUUGCUACAACCAUUGUGCAAAAGAUCAUCCAAAGGAGGAAGCGCUCGGAGAUGCAAACAGAGUAUGACUUUGUCUGGCCUCCGCCUCAGUCCUUGACUCAGACCAGUGAUCAAGUCUCACCCUCGCGAGCUCAAACAUCUUCACAAGGAUCUUCGGAACGCCUCAAAACAUCCUUCACCCUCUCGCGCUCACGCUCAGCCUUCUCCCUCACCAGUGACGACUCUCCCGAAAAAGUUCCUCAGGACGAAGUUGUCGGCACGGCCGGCAGCCGCCAGGAGUAUUCUUCUCUGAAGAGAGAAGCCAAAGCCGCAUCGCUGCCCACCUGGAAGAGUGUGGACCGACUAGACAAUUCAAGUGCAUCAUCAGUCCUCCAAAGUCCAGACGGCAACUGGCUUGCUCUCCACAGCUCUCAACUCUCUCGUCCCAGCCUUCUCACCAAGAGGAAAAGCCUGGUGUUCAGCGUCUUGGAAAAGGAGUCCGGCGUUGUCUCGGCCUACGACGAGAUGGGUUCCGACUCCGAGGAGGACGACCAAGGCAGCUGGGGCACGGCGUUGCAACAGUUCCACCGCAAGUUAUCCGACGAGACUUACUACACGGACUCGCAGCACGACCCCGAGUGGACGUAUACGCAGCACCUCCCCGUGACCUCACCUUCCUCUGGCCAGUAUACCAACACGGAGACUCUCAAUUCCGACUCAGAGGCUUCAUCGGCGCGCUCGUCCUGUCCUUGGAAACCACCUCAAAACCCGCAUAGGAAAAAAGGACCUUCAGACACCCACCUUCACCCUUACCACCAACCGAUGUACCACCCACACCUUCACCAAAACCUCUCUCCGUACCCGCUUCUCUCAGGGGCUCUGGAUGUGAACUUUAACCCCAAGGUGAUGGGGGACAGCAGCGAGGCAGACGAAAGGCAAAACGACCAAGUGAAAAGGUCACGGCGGCGGCGCAAAAGCAAGAGAGAUUCGUUAAACGAGAGCAGGGCCGAGAGCCGGAAUAACUCGCAGUCCAUUCAGGAGAACAGUGGUUUUCUUCUCCAUGAUAUACUGAAGAGAAGCUUAAGCGAGGAUAAGACUGUAACUGACACAGUGUCAAUGAGCACAGCAGCACCAGAUGCCUUCACAUUAGAUGCCAUCAUACCCGAUUCCCAAGACUUUGACAAAGCUGCUUCAAAUUCUGUAGGCCCGAGCAGCCCUCUUUCGCCCCACUCUCUGGUCCCCGGAGCCCACCACGUCGGUGCCGGACCUGUAUCUGGCCCUGCCGACCCGCUGGAGGAAGAAAUACGGUCCAGGAUCAGUCAGCUGGUCAGGAGCCGCACUACCAGCAGAGAGAGCAGCUCGUCAGAGGAGGAGUGGCCCGCGCUCAAACACAUGGAAAAUGAAAGUGGCAGAGCCAAGCCAAAAGACACGGAAACGGAGAAGCAAAGGUCAAGUGUCAGACUAAGAGAAAAAGCAAGUGACCAAACCAGUCAAGUGAACGGUGAAGCGAUGACAGGAAGUGAGAGGUUGAUAAAAAGUCCACCGCUGAGCGCGGAAGGACGAGUGAAGGAGACCAGGAUCGAGAAGCGAGCGGGGAGUUCGGAGGAGGCCGGAGAUGACAAGGAGCAGAAGCGAGGAGAGAGAAGAAAAAACAAAAGACAGCAUAGGCGAGAUUUGGAGAAGGAGAUGACGGAAUGGAAGAAUGCCUGCAGUGCUGCCAGCAGCCCUGCUGUUACGCCAUCUUACCAGGAGGCGGCGCUGUCUGACAACCAGCAGAAGUAUUCAGCGGCAUCCCUCUGCAGCAUCACCACAGAGGUGUUGAAGGUUUUGAACGCCACCGAGGAACUGAUCAGCGAGGCGGGAAGGGACGGCUGCUCGCCCUCGGAACCUCAGAGCGCGACCGCCAUCUCCAGCAGCUCUGAGACCCGCAAACUGGACCAGAGGCUUACCAAGAUGGAGGAGAAUGUUUACCUGGCUGCUGGUGCUGUUUAUGGCCUAGAGGGGGCGCUGGGUGACUUGGAGCAGUGUGCCCGCAAUAUCAGUAGUGGGACCACAGAUACAGAACUGGCUUUCCUGGAAGACCAAGUGGCUACUGCUGCUGCUCAAGUCCAACAAUCUGAAAUGCAGAUAUCCAACAUUGAGGCCAGGAUAUCGGCUCUUAAAACUGCAGGGUUAAAUGUUACCGUGUGCAAUCAUUUCUCCAAGUUCAAGCCAACAACAAAGCCACAAACCUUGGACUCAUCACGCCAUCAGAGGAGAAAGCUGCCAGCCCCUCCACUAAAAGAUAGAGCAGAGCCAGACGAGUCGAUGGAAGUCUUUCGGCCAUAGUGUUGAUGAGGAGCAGCAGCACAAGUCCCCUCAGGGCCACACACCAAAGUCCUGUGGACGAGAGCCCCCCCCCCCCCUCCUUCCCGACUCAUGCAGUGCCUUGACCCAGAGUCCACCUCCAGCUCCACACCAAACCUCCACCUGCCCUGUUGGGCCCCACAAAACACUCAACCCUUAUCACGCCAUGCAUACAGCAAAGAUGACUGGAGAGUCUCUGCCUUAAAACAUCUCAAAAACAAUAUCCAACUUUAAUUUCCACCGUGGUUAGGAUGUACAGUGCAGUCAUGGACUCGUAAUUAUGAGAUGUUUCGCCACAGCUUGGACUCCAAUGUCACGAGGGUUCCAACCUUCCAGAUUUCAUGAAUGAUUGUCCAUUUGCACAUGAUGUUCCAUUAAGAGGGGAUUAUUGUCAUUUCAAGAUCAGUCUGGACUGCUGGGAAGUAAAAAAAUAUCCAAAACAUUUUUACAGUGUUCCAUCACUAUUCGUAGGCAAUGAAGACUGAGCCCCGCCACGGAAAAAUAUGUAUUUAAAGUGAAGCCUGACUGAAGCUCCUCCCCUCCCUUCAACACUGUUCAGAUGCACCAAAAAAAUACUUUCAACUUAAGCUGGGCAUUGGCCUGGGUGCAAAACAGCGAAUAGGUGAAUUUCUAAGGAAUUUAAAAAAUAAUAAUAAUAAUUAUUGGUAAUUCAUAAAUAUGAGGGUGAUAUUGUAGUUUGCGUUCAUGAAGGGCAGCAUAAUUGUGUGCACAUUUCAGUUUGAAACGAAUUUGCUCUUACCUUGCUUCAGAUGUUGGAAAUUUUGGACUUUUCAGUGUUAACGGGGUGAGCGUUCUUUUUCUGCCAUAAAAAAAACAAAAAAAACCAGGUUGGUUUAUGUCCAUUUUUAAAAUCAUACAGCUAAGCAUGAGGUCCAAGUCUAUUCACGUAAUAUCUCUUAACACCACAUUUUCUCAUAUGACUUUCUAUUAGAAUGCAAAUAAGCGGAAAAAAACGUUUUUACCAAAAUGUUCGAAAUGAAUUCAACAGUAGCCGUAAUAGAGAUGAUUCAAAUGAGAAUUGAUUACGAAAGGCAAACUCUAUCAUGUGAAUGAAAGCAAAACUAAACCAACCGUGUGCCAUUCAGUUUUAAAGUGAAAAUGAACGAGCCAUUCAUUUAUUGCAGUAUUCUCUUCUUCUGCUCUCAUUUUCUCUCUUACUUUCCAACAUAGCGGCCUUUUGUUUGAGCAACGGAUCUUUCCCUGUCCAAACUUUUCUCUCACAUAGAAGAUAUUAAAUAGCUGGUUUUGUCCGUGUCAUGAAACCACAGUUUUUUUGUUCAAAGCAAUUUAUUUUUGUACUAACGGAACAUUUUUUAAUGCACAUUAUCACAAAAGCUUUAUUUUAUCCUCAGCGGUUCCUGUGAGACAUGACUAAGUGCUUUCUGUGUAUGUCUGCAUUUAAAAUUCGAAUGGCAACAUUAUAAAGGAGAUAAGGCUAUGAUGAUUCUUAUUAAAUGUGAGAAUACUGCUUAAUUUUUAUUUUUUCUAAUUUCUCCUCUCAUCCAUUAGCAGUUCACGUGAGCUUGAUUAUCUGACUGGCUGGUGGAAACUCAAAAAAAA
Messenger RNA from Syngnathus acus (greater pipefish), 4810 nucleotides. RefSeq names its product myosin VIIA and Rab interacting protein. The record is from RefSeq and is a predicted model, not a curated record. Gene Ontology annotation, cellular component: cortical actin cytoskeleton. Gene Ontology annotation, biological process: intracellular protein transport. Gene Ontology annotation, molecular function: small GTPase binding; actin binding; myosin binding. Lineage: Eukaryota; Metazoa; Chordata; Actinopteri; Syngnathiformes; Syngnathidae. The transcript has 17 exons. Bases 194 to 3211 code for a protein of 1005 amino acids.